AUCAGUUAAAUGCGGUUUAAAGAACGAGUAACAUGUUCGUAACUUAAGAGAGCGCACAGUUAAUAAGAAUUACAAUAAAAAAAAAAAAACAAACCAAAACCAAACUUAGUGAACAAUAUUUUUUUAUUUAUGUAGCAGAAAUUUAGCUUUAAUUGCUAAAUAAAAAUAAAAAAGAAUUCAUUUUAAUCAUGACGGGCAAGCAUAAAUAUCAUUGCCCCGAUGGAGAUUCGGAUUUAGAGUGUGACGAAGAGAACGACAUCGCUUUGGCGAUGUCACCGACCGUACAAGUAAUAAAGACAUCAACAUCACGUGAUUCUGGGGAUAGUGGCGAUCAACGUGAAACAUGGGGCGGCAAAGUCGAUUUUCUAUUAUCCGUUAUUGGUUUCGCUGUCGAUUUAGCAAACGUUUGGAGAUUUCCUUAUUUGUGCUACAAAAAUGGCGGUGGCGCGUUCCUCGUACCCUAUUGUAUCAUGUUAUUGGUCGGUGGUAUUCCGCUUUUCUAUAUGGAACUUGCUUUGGGUCAACAUAAUCGUAAAGGUGCCAUUACCUGUUGGGGCCGUUUAGUACCAUUAUUUAAAGGCAUUGGUUACGCUGUUGUCCUGAUAGCGUUUUACGUUGAUUUUUACUAUAAUGUUAUCAUUGCUUGGUCGUUACGUUUCUUUUUUGCUUCUUUCACAAACAAUUUACCCUGGAUAUCAUACAUAGCGCCUUUCGAUCACCACUUGUCCACAUCGAUGCAGCGUGUAUUAACGGGCGUCUGCUCUCAAAAUGCUGAAGAAGUGCGAAAAUGGGUCGAUGCUUUUAUCACUGCCAAAGCGACAUCGUUCUUUCGAGGCGGUAUUGUCAUGCUGCCAGAAAGAUCGGAAAAAGUUUUCGAAGUACAAAGUGCAUCUGAUUCGAUUACGAUUAGUAAUUAUAGUGAAUCGUUUCUAAUCAACGAAACUUAUAGGAUCAUGAGCGCUAUUAACUCAUCUGGUAGUACGGGUACAGAGCGUUUUCAGUCGGCUGCUUCAGAAUAUUUCAAUCGUUUCAUACUUGAGCUGAAUCAAAGUGAGGGUAUUCAUGAUCUGGGUGCUAUUAAAUGGGACAUGGCCGUGUGUCUCUUGAUCGUUUAUUUGAUAUGUUAUUUUUCGCUCUGGAAGGGUAUUAGCACAUCGGGCAAAGUUGUGUGGUUUACGGCUUUGUUUCCUUACGCCGUACUUUUAAUUUUACUGAUACGUGGCAUAACCUUACCCGGCUCUGCUAUGGGCAUACGUUACUAUUUGAAUCCCAAUUUCGAUGCUAUUUACAAAGCUGAGGUGUGGGUUGAUGCUGCAACACAAGUGUUCUUCUCUUUGGGGCCUGGGUUUGGAGUUUUGCUGGCCUACGCUUCCUACAACAAAUAUCACAAUAAUGUAUAUAAGGAUGCUAUGCUUACAAGCUGUAUAAACUCGGCUACAAGUUUUGUGGCUGGCUUUGUGAUAUUUUCAGUUUUGGGUUACAUGGCUCAUAGAUCGGGUGAAAAUAUUGAAGAUGUGGCCAUGGAGGGACCCGGUCUAGUAUUCGUUGUGUACCCAGCAGCUAUUGCUACCAUGCCGGGCAGUACAUUCUGGGCUUUAAUAUUUUUUAUGAUGCUUUUAACUCUGGGUCUAGAUAGUUCAUUUGGUGGUUCCGAAGCUAUUAUCACUGCCCUAAGUGAUGAAUUCCCUUUGAUUGGCAAUAAUCGUGAGUUAUUCGUGGCCGGAUUGUUUUCGUUAUAUUUUGUAGUUGGCUUGGCCAGUUGCACUCAGGGUGGAUUUUACUUUUUCCAAUUACUCGAUCGUUAUGCUGCCGGCUAUUCGAUAUUAGUGGCAGUAUUCUUCGAAGCUAUCGCUGUAUCUUGGAUUUAUGGUACUAAUCGUUUCUGCGAGGAUAUACGCGACAUGAUCGGUUUCCGGCCGGGUAAAUAUUGGCAAGUGUGCUGGCGUUUUGUGGCUCCCAUAUUUUUAUUAUUUAUUACUGUGUACGGUUUAAUUGGUUAUGAGCCUCUAAGCUACGAAGAUUAUACAUAUCCAGGUUGGGCUAACGCUUUAGGUUGGUGUAUAGCUGGCUCUUCAGUUAUUAUGAUUCCAGCUAUAGCUAUUUACAAAUUAAUCACCACUCCGGGAACCUUCAAACAGCGUUUACACUAUCUUACCACUCCUUGGCGUGAUCAACAGGUUAAUGUCAAUGGUAUUGCGGCAGAAGCAACUCAAAUACGCUUAAACGAUACGAAAGGCGAGAAUACCGCCGAAGUUUGAAAUCAACCAUUCGCCAGAUUCCGUGUUUAUUAUGUUUAGUUUUUCAAAUACAUAUUACGCGCCAAGACAACGUCCCCAUCCCAGGUGCAAAGCAUUAACUGAUUAACGUAUGCGCAAUCAUUUUGUUUAGGGAAUUAGUUAUUAAGCUUUUAAUAUGUACAUAUAUAUAUAUAUAAAUAAACGAAUUAUGCAAAUUUCAUAAACAACGUACUUAGAUUUUUAGAACAAAAUGCAACUCUGAAAAAUUGUGCCAAUCAAUUCCUCAGUAUGUGGAGAAAACGCAUAAUAUUCAUAAAAUUUUUUUUUAAUAUUUUUAUUUAUUUUUAUUUUAUUCAAUUGUUAACAUGCAAAGAAUGCUGUGUAGGGAUAAUACAGAUAUGUAAGAUAAUAACUGUUAUAUACUAUAAGUCAUUAAGAGAAAAAAAAAUUCAAAAUUUCUUUUUAAACUGUAUAUACAGAGAUUGUAAUCAAUCCGUUAUGAGAAAUUGAAGUGAAAAAAGCUUUAAAUUGUUACGUAGUAAUCGAAAUGCUAAUUAAGGCUCCAUUCCUUUAACGGGUAAUUAAUUUUUGUACAACAGCCAUGUACAAAAAUUAAUUCUA
Messenger RNA from Glossina fuscipes, 2858 nucleotides. It is a transcript of the gene DAT, whose product is annotated as sodium-dependent dopamine transporter. Bases 189 to 2258 code for a protein of 689 amino acids. Gene Ontology annotation, cellular component: presynaptic membrane; neuron projection; neuronal cell body membrane. NCBI's taxonomy places the organism in Eukaryota, Metazoa, Arthropoda, Insecta, Diptera, Glossinidae. Gene Ontology annotation, biological process: sodium ion transmembrane transport; dopamine uptake involved in synaptic transmission. The record is from RefSeq and is a predicted model, not a curated record. The transcript has 11 exons. Gene Ontology annotation, molecular function: dopamine:sodium symporter activity.